Molecule: messenger RNA, 663 nt
Organism: Leptinotarsa decemlineata (Colorado potato beetle)
Lineage: Eukaryota; Metazoa; Arthropoda; Insecta; Coleoptera; Chrysomelidae
Product: glycoprotein 3-alpha-L-fucosyltransferase A
Cellular component (GO): membrane
Molecular function (GO): fucosyltransferase activity
Source: RefSeq, a predicted model, not a curated record
GUGGGAAAAGCGCGAAGAGUUGAAAGCGUUAAUAAACGUGAUAAGUAUAACCAGUGGAUCUACCCCACACUGGGUAAUGGAGUAUCCCUGAAAAUGCCCCCCCGACUGUCGGCGCGAAGACUCUUCCUCCUCAUCCUCUUCUUCUUCACCGUCUCGAUCCUCUUCUCCCUCCAGGGCCGGUUACCAUGGCUACACGUGGAGACGACUGAACAACAGGAGAAGGAAAAAGUUUCGGAUGAGAUCGGCGCGUCUUCGGCUCCGAGUGCCGAAGUUUCGGUUAAUCUCGAUGAAGCCGAAUCGAUUACCAACCAUCAGCAAGGGAAACCAUGGUUCAUGACAGGAGGAAGCGAGUUUCCAGGCGAACACAAGGGUCCAUCGAGGUUGUUCCCGGAUCAGGCCGAUGGGGAUAGAGUGGUCGAUCAGUUGAUGUAUGUACCCGAAGACUAUCAAGGAUACGACAGUCCCGAGAAAGUGAUCCUCGCUUACAACGGUCUGGGUGCAUGGGGUCAAAAGUCUGGGUCAGCUUCUUUUCAUGGGUGUCCCGUCAGCAGAUGUUCUCUUACUGAUGAUAGAAGUAAAGCUACAGAUGCUGAUGCUAUUUUGUACAAAGAUCAUGUCAUACACCCAGGAGUACCAAGACCCUCCAAACAGGUAAUCAAAUGA